Molecule: messenger RNA, 453 nt
Organism: Prunus armeniaca (apricot)
Lineage: Eukaryota; Viridiplantae; Streptophyta; Magnoliopsida; Rosales; Rosaceae
Source: the annotation of a GenBank genome assembly
AUGGUUGGCAGUGGGCAGCAGCUGUGGUGGAGCAAGUGCGCACAGAUGGACCAGCUGUUGCCUAUCACUGCAAGUAUGGGUGGAGCAUGCUGGGCCUCGCGCGUUGCAUGCCACGUUAGAGAUGGGGAGAAAGUUGGUGGUCUGCCCCUGCUCAAGAUGUUGAGAGAUGGAAGCAUAAUGGUCCAGACUUGGAUGAUCUGUUGGCUGGAUAGGAGAAGUGUUCUGCUGGACUCCCCUUCAAAAAGGAAGGCUGAUGUCAAGUAUUCAAGAAAUGAAGUUGCGACUUCGCUGGCGAAAGAUGCAUCCCCGUUGGGGAAGACGCCAAGGAUCCCUUCUGUUGAGAAGACUCAACUAAGAGCUGUUCCAUCAUCACCUGCUAGGGUCAAACAUCUCGUUGGUGCAAACAGCACGAAGGUUGGUGGUAUGCGCGGUGUUCGGGGUGUUCUACCCUAG